This is a messenger RNA of Trametes versicolor FP-101664 SS1, 3168 nucleotides long. Its product is annotated as AIP3-domain-containing protein. The transcript is spliced from 4 exons. Gene Ontology annotation, biological process: establishment of cell polarity. Gene Ontology annotation, molecular function: cytoskeletal regulatory protein binding. Gene Ontology annotation, cellular component: cytoplasm; cell tip. The record is from RefSeq and is a predicted model, not a curated record. Bases 1 to 3168 code for a protein of 1055 amino acids. Lineage: Eukaryota; Fungi; Basidiomycota; Agaricomycetes; Polyporales; Polyporaceae.
AUGGCUACAACUACCGCGUCAAGACAGGCCUCACAUCCCUCAAGGCGAACAAAUCAAUCCGUCUCAUCCAACGCCUCUGCUUCGUCUUCGCGCAGCGAACGAUCACGCCCACCACCUAAUCCAGCCGUCGAAUCCGCCGUUACGCGGCUUCUGGUCUCCAUCAAAGUCCUCCUCGAGUCUCUCACACAAUGGAGCAAGCAGAUUGUCGACGAAAACUAUGUCAGCGACGUCUAUGUCCGCCUCGGAAACGACUUUAACUCGGCUGUGGCGGCGUUCGGGGCGUUUAGCAUCGAUAUGAACGAGCUCUCGUCCGUCCCAGACGACCUCCGCGAAAUCCUCGAGAUGUGCCUAUCUGAAGACGCCAAUCCGGAGAAUCUGGAAAAAUUCCUGCCCCGAGUGCGCAAGAUUAUCACCCAGCUGUUACAAGGUCUUCGUGCGAAGCAGUCCAUAUACCGGCGCAUCGUACAAGAUCACAAGCAGCGCCCCGACGGAGGCAGUGAUCGGGACUCGCGCUCGUCGCGUUCGGAACGCGUCAGAGAGGAGAGCGUGCCGCCCCGUCCGUCCUCGCGCGGCCCGAACGACACCCCGGCGCGCAGCAAGACGCCUUCGUCGCGGCGAAAGCCGUCCAGCUCGGAGAACGUACUCCCACCCGUGCCAAAUGGGACAUCGGAGCAGCCCUUCGUCGGCGGGUUUGCGGCUCCUCCGACCAUAGCGAGCGCACUCAGCGCGGACAGCGAAAAUGUACGCCAACGGUCAUCGACACCCGCGCAGCCGCGUCCUUCGAUGGCCCAGGCGAACAGUUUCCCUCUGCCCCGCGCGUAUUCUACCUCCUCGGCCGACCCGAUGUUUCCCCGCGACCCACGACAACAGACGAACGGCUUCGCGUCUCCCGAGCCACCCCAACCACGGCCACCCUCAGUUCAGGCUCCCGUUCCCGGGCACGUCAGGCGCUUCUCGUUGGUCGACGGACCUGUGCCUCCACCCCCUGCUGUGCUCGUCAAUGACGCCACGCCUGUGUCUCCGCCUCCUCCCGAGGACAUCUCAGUGCCCGGCACACCCUCAACGGAGAACACCCCCAUGGAGCCGCCUCCACCCGCGGUGCAGAACUCGCUCGCGGCGCUCAAGAAAGCGGAGGCGCUCGAACGUCGGGCGAGCAAGCGUUUCUCGACGUACAAUAUCUCGAAGAUGACGGGGGUACGCGACCGAGGCGGAGGUGGUAGUAGUAGCGGUGGCGGGAAUCGUCGCUCGCUGAUCGCCACCGCGGGGGCGCUCACGCCGGGAGAUCUCGCAGCGCUGGCCGAGGAGGGCGACACCGCAAGUCCGCGCAAGAGCCGCGACCGGAAUCGGAGCCAGCGCCGCGGCAAUCCUCCGUCGAUCGUCGAGGGCGAGGAACCACCACCUGUUCCACCACUUCCACCCAAGUCGGUGUCGCCGCAGCCCGGUGCCGAGUCUGACGCGGCGGGGCGUUCGACACCCCAGCUGCCAGAGAUUGGCGAGACAACGAAGGUGGCGGCAUCUACUCCAGAAGUGCGGAUAUCGACCGCGGAGUCAACCGAGAGCGCCGACUCAACAGGCAAGCCCUUCCCGGUGUUCUUGCAGGUCGGGCGGGAAGUCAAGAAGGUCGUCAUCGAGCCAGGCCUUUCGCUUGCGAACUUGCGACUGCUGUUCGUGGACAAGUUCUCGUACAGCCCCGGACAGGACAACUUCCCCGCGAUCUACAUCCGUGACCUAUCAAGUGGAGUGCAGUACGAGCUGGAGGAUGUCGACGAGGUGAAGGAGAAGGUCAUGCUAUCACUGAACAUCGAACCGCUCGACCAGAUCAAGCAGCACAUCGACGUGCAGAUAUCGUCGCUGCAGCAGGACAUCAAAGAUCUGCGCACGGCCGUCGUCAGCAAUCGUCGACAGUCUACCAUCAUCACCCAGCCCCUCGCGGAAAGCACACCUAUCGCGCCGCGGCCGUCAGAACAGCGCUUCCGCGAUGUCGCUCGUCGGAUAUCGCGGCUCAUCCCCGAGAACUCCGCCCCUCACAUCGUGGGUCGCUCGCCGAGCCCUGCCCCCAUCGAGCCGCAGUGGACAGGCUCGACGAUGCUCCAGAUGCAGUACACCGGGUCGACGCUGCAGCCGCAGAUGACGGGCGCGUCCGAGUACACGACACGGGUGGUGAGCGACCUGAAGACGCAGUUCGACGAGGUGCAAAACCUGCGACGCGACCUGGGCAUCAUGCGGCAGCUGUAUACCGAGUUCAUGAAGCAGACGAAAGAGAGCCUUGGGACGCUGCGGCAGCAGACGCAGACGGUGAAGCAGCUGUCGACGCAGCAGGUCGGCGGCGCGCGCGCGUACAUCGACACGGGCAAGGGCAAGCUGGACACGCGCUCGCAGAACGUGCUGACGCGGAUGGAGGAGCUGCAGGACACGGUGGAGAACAUCAAGGACGACGUGCUGAAGCGGAACGUGUCCCCGAAAGCGUUCCUGCUGAAGAACGUCAAGGGCGACAUCGACGCGGUCGCGGGGGAGCUGCAGAGCCUCAAGGACCACAUCCAGACUAUCAAGCCGAUGUGGAAGAAGACGUGGGAGGAGGAGCUGCAGAACAUCGUUGAGGAGCAGCAGUUCCUGCAGCACCAGGAGGAGUUCCUGGAGGACCUGUUCGAGGACCACAAGGCGGUGCUGGAGGUGUUCGGGCACGUCGAGAAGGUGAUCUCGCUGCGGGGCGCGUCGUCGACGAAGCGCCGCGCGCCGACGUUCCGGCCUGCACCGGCGGAGGAGGCGCAGGGCGGGCUGAGCACGGUGAUGCUGGAGAUCCGGAGCGCGGCGGUGGACCCGGAGCGGCGGCUGAAGGCGAUUGCGGCGAACGAGAAGAACCGGGAGCGGGAGAUGUCGACGCGGACGGACGAGUUCCAGUCGGAGCUGAACGGGUUCGUGGCGGGGAAGAAGCUGCGGAUGACGGGCGGGGCGGAGGAGGUCGAGCGGGUGCGGAAGCGGCGGGACGAGCUCACGCUCAAGGCGAUGUUCACCGGCGGCAGCGGGGCGGCUGCCGCCGGUGCGGGGCCUCUCUCGCCGCUCGUUGGGUCGAGCUCGGGAUUGCCAUCUCCCAGGCCGACCUCGCCCUCAUUGCCUGAGCCGCCGGCGGGAGAGACGGGCGACGGCUCUGGAGCGAGCGAGCCGUUGUGA